This is a messenger RNA of Notothenia coriiceps (black rockcod), 1940 nucleotides long. Its product is annotated as ETS-related transcription factor Elf-2-like. The transcript has 6 exons. The record is from RefSeq and is a predicted model, not a curated record. NCBI's taxonomy places the organism in Eukaryota, Metazoa, Chordata, Actinopteri, Perciformes, Nototheniidae. Gene Ontology annotation, cellular component: nucleus. Bases 34 to 1308 code for a protein of 424 amino acids. Gene Ontology annotation, biological process: regulation of transcription by RNA polymerase II; cell differentiation. Gene Ontology annotation, molecular function: DNA-binding transcription factor activity, RNA polymerase II-specific; sequence-specific DNA binding.
CUCUCUGCUCUCUCUACUCCUGCUUCAGUGGAGAUGUCUGGACAUGACCUGGUGUGUUUCGACAAAACGUUUGAAGCAGCUGAAGCUCUUCUCCACAUGGAGUCUCCUGGAGGACUGCACAAUGACCGCAACACAGAGGAUGUAAUGAUGGAGACAGUGGUGGAGGUGUCCACAGAGUGUGGACCAAUAGAGGAGGAGUCCUUCCCCAUCCCUCCUGACUGUGAGCCUGCUGCCAAGAAGAAGAGAGGAGGAGGACGGAAGCCCAAAACAAACCAGCCUGCUUCUAACGGCUCCUUUGACCUGGGGAUCAAGAAGAGGCCGAGGGAGGGCAAAGGCAACACCACCUAUCUGUGGGAGUUCCUACUGGAGCUGCUGCAGGAUAAGAACACCUGUCCAAGGUACAUCAAGUGGAUGCAGAGGGAGAAGGGGAUCUUCAAGCUGGUGGACUCAAAGGCGGUGUCCAAGCUGUGGGGCAAACACAAGAACAAGCCUGACAUGAACUACGAGACCAUGGGCCGAGCCCUGAGGUAUUACUACCAGCGCGGCAUCCUUGCCAAAGUUGAGGGGCAGCGGCUGGCCUACCAGUUCAAAGACAUGCCCAAGAACAUCCGAGUGAUAGAUGACGAGGAGGAUAGAGAUGAGGUGGAGGACAGCGAGGGCGUAGUGUCCAUCCAGCACCCAGCUCAGCAUGGCCCUGCCAGCCUGGGCACCCUCUCCCACGCCGCCCCCCAGCCUCAGCAGACCUACGUCACUGUCCUCCCCGGCGGCGCUGCCAGCAGGCCCAUCAGAGCCAUGCCCUUGGUCAUGAACUCACUUGGUCAGGUGACGUUAAACUCCUCGUCCAUCUUCACCACCACCACGGGGGUCCCGGUAACGUUAGCUAACGCCUCCGGAAGCACCCCCCCUAAACUCGUGAUCCAGACUCUGCCCAGCAUGCUGCCCUCUGGCUCCAAAGCAGGAGAGAAGAUCACCAUCAUCACCAUCCCUGCCAACCAGCUGGCUACGCUCAUGCAGGCCAACUCGCAGGGCCAGCUGACGCAGCUCUUCCAGACCAAACCCCUCGCUACGCAGUUAGCCAGCGCUAAGAUGGCUCCCACGGUGCAGCUGGCAGCAGGCCGACCUACACAGCACCUCAUCCUAGCUAAACCUGCAGCGGUGGCCCAGCAUCUACCCCAGCUCACUCUGCAUGUCAGUCAGCAUCACCUCGCCACACCUAAAACCCCCCCCCAGCCCUCCAAGCCUCCCAGCAGUAAGCCCCAAGCAGAGGCAGCAGCGGAGCCUCCAUCAGCAGACACCAGCUCCUCCUGAGUGUGCCGCCCUCCCUGGGGGGGUGGGAGGCAGGAAGUGACUGUGGACACUGCUGAGGAAGUGCAGGACACCCCCACCCCCCCAUACCCCACCCUACCCCACACAUAGAGCAGAGCUGCUCUCUGAUUGGCUCAGACAUUCAGCCUGACAUUGGUCUCCUGGAGACGCAUCCUGUUACUGUGGAGCUGCCGAACCCACAGAGGAUAAAAGGGACUGUUGAACACACACACACACACACACACACACACACACACACACACACACACACACACACACACACCCACCCACCCUUCGGAGCUCACACCAAAUGGGCCGCCUUAGAUUGUAAAUUAUAACCUUUUUGUAAUGGAAGGUGAUAUAAAAAGCCAGAACAGAAAUGUAAAAAGCAUUUUUGAUACUCAGCGUGUAUCGGACAGACGUAGUAUGAGUUAAUGUCUUUGUUUCCUGUUACUCCACAGCACUGUUUUUUUACUGUCCAUAAAAAGGGAGUGAAAGGAUGUCUGCUUAAAGAAGUAAAUGGUGUGCUCUAUAUCUGAAGUAUAAUAUACUAUUUUUUUCUUGUACUAUCAGCGUAUUGAAGUAGAUUUUACUGCAAAUAUGUAUUAUAAAAAACAAACAAAUGUGAAUUCCAA